This is a messenger RNA of Humulus lupulus (European hop), 1223 nucleotides long. RefSeq names its product expansin-A4. NCBI's taxonomy places the organism in Eukaryota, Viridiplantae, Streptophyta, Magnoliopsida, Rosales, Cannabaceae. Bases 97 to 873 code for a protein of 258 amino acids. Gene Ontology annotation, cellular component: extracellular region. Gene Ontology annotation, biological process: plant-type cell wall organization. The transcript has 3 exons. The record is from RefSeq and is a predicted model, not a curated record.
UUCGUUCCUCACACUCUGCCCUUCGAAGAGCAAAACAUAACUCUCUUCUUUUCUCUUUCAUAGUGGUCAGUGAGUGAGCCAAAGCCUUAAUCAAUUAUGGCCACUAUGAGUGUCCUUCUUACACUUUCUCUCUUUGCAUUUGUGUCCAUCGUCGACGCCAGAAUCCCCGGCAUUUACGGUGGCGGGGCGUGGCAAAGCGCGCACGCUACAUUUUAUGGCGGGAAUGACGCUUCUGGCACUAUGGGAGGGGCAUGUGGAUACGGGAAUUUGUAUAGCCAAGGCUACGGUGUGAACACGGCAGCGCUGAGCACGGCGCUGUUCAACAAUGGGCUGAGCUGCGGUGCUUGCUUCGAGCUAAAGUGCGCAAAUGACCCUCAGUGGUGCCACUCCGGCAGCCCCUCCAUCUUCAUCACAGCCACCAACUUUUGUCCCCCUAAUUUUGCUCAAGCCAGCGACAACGGCGGUUGGUGCAACCCUCCCCGUCCCCACUUCGACCUAGCCAUGCCCAUGUUUCUCAAGAUCGCCGAGUACCGUGCCGGCAUUGUUCCCGUCUCUUAUCGCCGCGUGCCGUGCCGAAAGCAAGGAGGAAUCAGGUUCACCAUCAACGGGUUCAAGUACUUUAACUUGGUCCUGAUCACCAACGUCGCGGGUGCAGGGGAUAUCGUGAAGGUGAGCGUGAAAGGAUCAAAGAGUGGUUGGAUGAGCUUGAGCCGUAACUGGGGUCAGAACUGGCAGUCAAAUGCUAUCCUGGUUGGUCAGUCACUCUCUUUCAGGGUCACAGGCAGUGACCGACGCACCUCCACUUCUUGGAACAUUGUUCCUUCCAAUUGGCAAUUUGGCCAGACUUUCACCGGAAAGAAUUUCAGGGUCUGAUCCCCAAUUUCACAAGCGUUACUAAUAUAAUGCCAUUUUCGUUUAUAUUUUAUUUCCUUUUUUUGAAUAUAUAUACAUAUAUAUAUAUAGGUGAAUUAUAUUGAACUUUCUUAAAAAAAAAAAAAGAAGAGAAAGAAAGAAGUAGUGAGAAAAUGAGGGGGAAAAGUUUGUUGGGAUUAGUAAAAACUAUUUUGACUUUGAGGGACGAGAUCCGUGGUUGGUCUUAUGAUCCUACCAGUUACUUUGAAUGUUUGAAAGGAGCUGAAGCGGCUUCAAAGAUAGGUGGCCCGCAGCUUUGCUCACUAAGCACCAUAUGAAAUAUAUAAUAUUAAUUUCUAUACUUGUUUUCA